GUGCCACCUGAAGCACCGAGUCAUGCCGAAGACUGGCAACAAAUUUUCGCAGAUCUCGAAGAGGUGGUUAUAAAUGGCAACACGCAUUGGCAUCAUCCAAAUUUUUUCGCAUAUUUUCCAACCGCGUGUUCAUAUCAGGCGAUAAUGGCCGACAUUCUUAGUGGAGGUUUGGCCAGUAUAGGAUUCACUUGGAAAUCGUCCCCGUCGAUGACCGAACUGGAACUUCGGAUGACCGAUUGGUUGGCUAAAGCUUUUGGAUUGCCUGCAGAUUUCUUGAAUGACCACAAUGGUCCAGGAGCUGGUAUCAUUCAAAGCACUGCAAGUGAUGCCACUUUUGUCGCGAUACUCGCAGCUAGAGGGCGUAUGGUUGAGGUAAUUAGUUGA
Molecule: messenger RNA, 384 nt
Organism: Anisakis simplex (herring worm)
Lineage: Eukaryota; Metazoa; Nematoda; Chromadorea; Rhabditida; Anisakidae
Source: the annotation of a GenBank genome assembly